GGGAGCCAAGGGGAGAUACCUCAGCGCUGCUGCACAUCCCGCCACUUGCCUGUGUUUCACUGCAAGACAUAGCCAUGGAGCUGAGGGGAGAAGUCCAUCUGUUGGUGUGGCUGGCGGCGGCCGUGGUGCUGCUGACCCUGCUGGCCCUCUCCAUUCUUCCUGCCCUGCAGGACUACGUGCGCAAACGCAGAAUUUUGAAACCGAUCCCGGGCCCCGGUCCCAAUUACCCACUCAUUGGCGACGCGCUGUUCCUGAAGAAUAACGGAGGAGAUUUCUUUCUCCAGAUCUGCGAAUACACCGAGAGCUAUAGAUUGCAACCACUUCUAAAGGUUUGGAUUGGCACAAUUCCCUUUAUAGUAGUCUACCAUGCAGAUACUGUAGAGCCAGUUCUGAGCUCAUCUAAACAUAUGGACAAGGCUUUCCUCUAUAAAUUUCUUCACCCUUGGCUUGGUAAAGGACUGCUAACAAGUACAGGGGAAAAGUGGCGUUCAAGAAGAAAGAUGAUAACUCCAACCUUUCAUUUUGCAAUUCUCUCUGAGUUUUUGGAAGUCAUGAAUGAACAAUCCAAGAUAUUAGUGGAGAAGCUCCAGACGCAUGUUGAUGGGGAGUCUUUUGAUUGCUUUAUGGAUGUGACACUAUGUGCAUUGGACAUUAUAUCAGAAACAGCCAUGGGGAGGAAAAUACAAGCACAAAGCAAUAGAGAUUCUGAAUAUGUUCAAGCUAUUUACAAGAUGAGUGAUAUUAUUCAGCGCAGACAGAAAAUGCCAUGGUUAUGGCUUGACUUUUUGUAUGCACACUUGAGAGAUGGAAAGGAGCAUGAUAAAAACCUAAAAAUCCUCCACUCCUUUACUGAUAAGGCUAUUCUAGAAAGAGCAGAAGAGCUUAAGAAAAUGGGAGAACAAAAAAAAGAACAUUGUGAUAGUGAUCCUGAGUCAGACAAGCCCAAGAAAAGAAGUGCAUUUCUAGAUAUGCUUCUAAUGGCAACAGAUGAUGCGGGCAAUAAAAUGAGCUACAUGGAUAUCCGUGAGGAAGUUGAUACCUUCAUGUUUGAGGGCCAUGAUACAACAGCUGCAGCCCUUAACUGGUCUUUGUUUUUACUUGGCUCACACCCAGAGGCUCAGAGACAAGUGCAUAAAGAACUGGAUGAAGUUUUUGGUAAAUCUGACCGUCCUGUCACAAUGGAUGAUCUGAAGAAGUUGCGCUAUCUUGAAGCUGUAAUUAAAGAAUCACUUCGAAUAUACCCUUCUGUCCCGUUGUUUGGUCGAACAGUUACAGAAGACUGCAGUAUCCGAGGGUUUCAUGUGCCAAAAGGAGUGAAUGUUGUCAUUAUUCCUUACGCACUGCAUCGUGAUCCAGAAUAUUUUCCUGAACCAGAAGAAUUCAGACCGGAAAGGUUCUUUCCUGAAAAUGCAAGUGGGCGCAAUCCAUAUGCCUAUAUUCCCUUUUCAGCUGGACUCAGAAACUGCAUUGGUCAGCGUUUUGCUCUGAUGGAAGAAAAGGUUGUCUUAUCCUCUAUACUUAGAAAUUACUGGGUAGAGGCGAGUCAAAAACGUGAGGAACUUUGCCUUCUAGGAGAGCUCAUUCUCCGCCCCCAAGAUGGCAUGUGGAUUAAGCUGAAGAACAGAGAAACUGCCCCUACUGCCUGAAACACAUAAGCAUUUAAUUUCUAAUUCUGGGGUGGCAACUAAUACUGGUUAUUAAUUAUAAUUGCUGGUCAUUUUGUUCUAUGUUUAUACAUAUAUCACAGUAUAUCACAAAAUUUUGAAUGGUUACUAGACAGAAUGUAAAAGAUACUUUAAAAAUAUAACAUUGCAAUCUAAUUCUAAAUAGCAGCAACUGUAUGGAAAGAAAGUACCUUGUAAUUCUGCUUUACUUUCAGAAGCUAUGAUUGAUUUAUUCAGAGUUUUGGUUUUGCUCUGUUUGUAUUACCCUAUUACAGACAUUGCAUUUGAUACAUGUAACUUCUAUUUUUACCAAUGGUGCCAUCAGAUGCCAGUUUUACAGAAAGAACAGAGUUUAUCGAGACCUAAUUUGUACUUGGAUAGGAAUUCUUUGUACUUGAUAUGAUCACCACCUAUUGGAUGUAAGGUAUGGUGGGGUACUCUGCAAAAAUCUGUGUGCAUCUGUUUUGCACUUACAACUCAUUCACAUACUGUAGUAUAACCCAAUAUAUCCCACCUCAGCAAAGUCUGAGCACCCCUGGUGUAAUCCUUCUUUUAAGUGUAUGAUAUACUGUAUAUUGGAAAUCCUGUGUUUCAUGCCCUCUAUGAAGGCACUCUUUCUGUAUUUAACAAAUGUUGUUAAAUACUUUUUUUUAAUAUUAAAUACGUAUAUUAAUACUUAUAUUAGAUACAUAUAUUGUUAAAUACUUAUAUUGUUAUAUUCUUAUAAUGUGCAGGGUAACAUGUCCAGUGUACAAAGAUGUAUGGCAAAGGGACAAUCAAUAGACUGAUGUGACAUUUUGGCUAAUAAAUAUGCACUUUCCUUGCAAUGCUUUAACCUUGUUGCUUUUUUCUAACAAUUUAAAUAAAUUUCUAGUUUUUAAAGCUGUUA
Messenger RNA from Xenopus tropicalis (tropical clawed frog), 2553 nucleotides. It is a transcript of the gene cyp4v2.2, whose product is annotated as cytochrome P450 family 4 subfamily V member 2, gene 2. The record is from RefSeq and is marked validated. Gene Ontology annotation, molecular function: iron ion binding; monooxygenase activity; heme binding. NCBI's taxonomy places the organism in Eukaryota, Metazoa, Chordata, Amphibia, Anura, Pipidae. Gene Ontology annotation, cellular component: endoplasmic reticulum membrane.